GAACAUUGGCCGUACAGAUAUGUAGUACCAGCAUUAUCACGGUCUCGUGACGUGCUGAACAUGUAAAUUCACCACCUUGUGAUAUGUUGAAAGUAGUGUUGUGAGUGUGGAAGUGAAUUCGUAGGGAGGCGUAAAUUCACUCAAAACUACGACAGCAUAUUUAUUUUUCCUGACAGUUGCAAGUUCUGCAGAUCUAGUGAAAGUGAAACAAAAUGUCUUCGAGGAAGAAGGUUUUACUGAAGGUGAUCAUCCUAGGAGAUAGCGGUGUGGGCAAGACAUCAUUGAUGAACCAAUAUGUCAACAAAAAGUUCAGUAACCAGUACAAGGCCACCAUUGGUGCAGACUUCCUCACAAAAGAAGUCAUGGUAGAUGACAGACUGGUUACCAUGCAGAUAUGGGACACAGCUGGUCAGGAGAGGUUCCAGAGUCUGGGUGUAGCAUUCUACCGUGGGGCCGACUGCUGCGUACUCGUCUUUGACGUGACCAACCAGAACUCCUUCAAGUCAUUGGACAGCUGGCGCGACGAGUUCCUGAUCCAGGCCAGCCCCAGGGACCCGGAGAAUUUCCCCUUCGUCGUCCUAGGCAACAAGAUUGACAUGGAGAACAGACAAGUUUCAACCAAGCGGGCGCAAAACUGGUGUAGUAGCAAAAACAGCAUCCCUUACUUUGAGACCAGCGCUAAGGAGAGCAUCAACGUGGAGCAGGCCUUCCAGACGAUAGCCAAGAAUGCCCUGGCCCAGGAACCCGAGACAGAUAUGUACAAUGAUUUUCCCAGCCAGAUAAAACUCACCGAUGAGAACAAACAGGAUAAAUCAUGUUCAUGCUGAGGCACCCAGUAGUACACGUUUCUCUCUAGGUCUAAAACCCACAUUACACUUUCAUGCACCCGGUGUACAUCCGUGUGCUCGGGCGGUGAAUAGUAUACAGAUACCAUUGGGGGACAGUGGGAGGAUGUGUUGUUAAUUGAUUUGAGGUUGAAAACCUCCUGGUGAACUUGGGCAAAUUAUUUAGCCAAAAUCUCUAUGGCUGUGGUAAGCCGUUCUUGGUGGCUUGAUUGAGCUCCCUGUUAUGAGGCACCUGGGAAAGCCCUUUGAAUGGCUUCAGCGUAUUGAAAUGAGCCACUUCAAUAUUCCAACCCUGCAUGUCCCAAAUGAAGGAUGUUGGAGGUCAUUCAAGAACAGUAGUGGUCGAGCCUAAGGUAGGCCCUAUCAGGGCAGCUGUACAUGCGACCACACAUGUUACCAAACAUCUUCAAGGUCACAUGCGUUGUACUCAAAUGCCCGUACUUUUUUGAAAUACUGAACUGGCUCAUUGUCACGACGCACGGCUGACAAUGUAACUAUCAUGAAAAUGUCAAAAGUCGUAAGCACAAAUUGUGGAAAUUGUUGAAAAUCUUGCCAAGAGACAAGUAACUGAUUGCCCUGAUCUGCGAUGUAAAAGAAUCCUCCCAUUGCCUCCCUCCCGACGAUCAUUUUUGGUUUUCUCACAUCCUGUUGCGAGGUUUUUACUGAACCGUGGACAAGACUCAAUAUCUGUAAAUUAGAAGCACUUUUGUUGGAUACCCUGUGUGAUGUUAAUGAAUUGUAUACCAUUGGAGCGGUGUCGUUGAUUCAGCCCAGUCUUCACCCCAUCUUUCAUACUGCCCCACCUUAGAGUUAAAAACCCUAGCAUUAUCUGUAUCUGUCCAUUGUUGACAUUUUAAUCUGACAAUGCUUGUUACUAUGGCAAACCUCCCCAUCCACCUUUCUGCACAAAUUAAAGCUCUAGAGGGGGAUAUCGUUUUUCAGAGGGGGGUUAGGGAAGAUAAGUGUUUCGGUUCCACAGAAAUUCAGUUGCAGCCUCCAUGUUGUUUUUCUUGUGUUGCAAAUUUAUUAGUGUGAACUGUUUUUCUGAAGUUUUCUUUUGUAAAAAAAUUGCCGGCAACUAUGUGUUAUAUCACCCCAUGGGAGUCUUUAAUGGUAAUGAUGGUGGUUGAGGUAUUGUUCAACGCCAUAAAUGUUCAUGUUUUUGAGGGGAUUCAAUUUUCAUCCACAUUACAAAGAAGGCAAAUACCACAAAGUCAUAAAACUUUUUGUUCACCCAUAAAUGAUACCAACUUGUUCACAGAAACUUAACAUCAAGUUGCAUUAAACUAUUCAAUCGGCCAUUCUAGCUGUUGUCAUUACUAAAAUCUUGUACCGACUCCAAUUAUUCAGUGAUAGAUGUACUGCUUUUUCUUAAGAUCUGUAGUAAUAUAGAAAUGCUUAUUACCAACACACAAAGGUUUUGAACUAAAAUUGGCAAUGUAGAUAUGUUAAGAUUCAAAAUUUAUUUGGUCAUAAUCAAUUUUGGACUUGUGUGUCUCUGUAAUGCGACUGCACUCCAAUCUUUUUUAUUUUUGUCUUUUGUUUUGGUUUUUGCUUUUUGGUAGAAUUUGACACAGGUAAUCCUAGAAUUAACACCGACAUAUAUUUGAGGUGUGGUCCGACACAGAGGAAUAAUAUGUGGACACGCAGCCAAUAUGCAGAGCGGAAUUGCUUAUCAAAGUUGCAUUGGUUUUGUAUGUCACCCCAAACCCCAUGUCUCUGUACAUUUGCAUGUCAGCAAACUUUAUGUAAUUCUAAGUGUAGUCUUCGACAAAAUGUCGCUAGGGCCUACUGUGUAAUGAAGUAAAUGAUUGUACUAGGUUUCUUUUUCUAUUAUGUGCUUGUGAUAAACAGUGAUGUUGCUUUUUUUUUUUAAUUAAAAUGCCUUCUGGGAUUGCUUUUUCUCUUCAGUGACCCGUUAGCAGGGUGUUUAUUUCUCAUCCUUGUGGACAGACUCUACUCAGAUCAUGUGACAGGCUUUUCCAUGUUACAUAAUAUUAACCUUUUUGUUGCUUUUUGGUGGAAGAGUUGGGAAUACCAUGUGAAUAGAAAUUGUGAAAGCAAACGAACUGUAUAUCCGUUUAUUAUUUCCACGACAAUUUGGUAUUUUUAAAGAUCAUUUGUUAUGGAAUUGAGGACGUCAUCAGUCCUCAAAAUUUCACAUAGCAAUUUGUAUCUUAUUCCUCCGUACAACGCAGGAUUCUGCUCUGUUGUAAAAAUGUUCAUGACACUGACAGGCUUUUUUUAAGACAGAAAUUAUGUUUGCAUCAAAAGCUGUAUAUUAUUUCGUCAAACAUUAAUUGAAAAAGGGCUGUAAGUACCGUAGUUGCCUCCCGACACAUUUAUGGUCAUGAAGAAAAUACUUCUAAAUGAUAUGACUGGCCCGUAAUGUUAAUACAUACUUCAUGUAUACAUUAGUAUCGGAUGUGUUUUCCCAUUUAUAUCUGCUCUCAUACAGGAAGGAGCAGUCUCUACCAUCAGAUCUGAACUAUGUGGCGAGAAUGUGUUUUUAAUGCUCCAUCCUUAGGUGUUUUUCCUUCCAGAGAGUCGUACUCGUGUAAGCCAUUAUGAUGGUGGUGGGUCAAAAUUGCUACACCAAACAUACUUAACAUUUUGUAGUUUGUGUCAGAAGCUGACAUGUUCCUGUGUCUUGCACAGUCAUGCUAGAGAGGUCUCUUCUCUUAGGUUUUACUGCAACAGGGAAGUGGGGAUUCGUUUCAAGUAGAUAAAGGUACAUGAACAAUCACUGUGGUUUACACUUCUUGGACAUUUUGUGUCCGAACCUCACAAAAUGAGCUGUAAGUCAUCCGGGCAACUUUUUGAGUGGAAGACUUUCAGAAUGAUCAUAUACAAGAUCAAUCAAUAAGAACCUUUACACAGUUUUCACCCAUAUCAUGUCCAUUUUCACUGGGAUACCUCUGAAAGGAAACAAACAACUACUUAAAAAUAGUCUCGAGACUCGUCUUGUGAGAUUUGAUCUCUUUUGUUUCCAUGAUGCUGGAGAUAAAAAUAUUUUUGUUCAUUUGAUGGUUUAUGUGACCUUGUAGGUUGUCUCUGGUCGCCAUAACUGGUCGAUAUGAAGCCAAAAAAUCUGAAGACUCCGUAUAGAAGACUGUCUUAGCGAUUGAAUUUUAACAUCCAUAGGCAGCGUUGUAUUCCAUUCCGUCACUAGUCCUUACAAGUUCAUUUCAAGUCUGUCACAUACCGUUCAGUAGCUAAGUCCAGUAACAAGUUUGUCAAAUGACAGUGUGACUGAAGCGUACCUUUCACAUCUGUCAUUAUUAACUCUGUUACUUGUGACACCGUCUUUGGGAAGGACUUGUUACUGGACUGGACGACAACGUUAUCAGUAGCAGCAAGAGGGAUGAAAAAAAUGAAUUAAUAUCAGUACAGAAAAAAAAAUGCAUGUGUCAUUUGAUAAGAGCACGAAAAUGUACAUGUAUGGGCACUGUAUGUGAUGAUGUCUGCCUUCUUUGAUUUUGUGGAAUCAUCUGCAGUAUACCAAGUGUGAUUACUUUCAAUCAAGUAGGAUUAUAAAUAAGCAAAAAUCUAGUAGGUUAAAACAUCCUGAAUAUGCUCCCCAUUUAUGCUCACUUUGCAAUUAAUUUUCAGCUCUGCCAAAUUACUGUUCUGUGUUGUUUUAGUUCACAGUAAAGACCCGAUUUUACUUUUUUUUUCUGUGCUGAUGUAAUUUGGAGCAGAGUACAUGUAUGUUAUGUAACUACGGACUUAGUCUCCUUAUUUCUUAAAGUAACUGAACUGUGUAUUAUUGUUUUGGUACAUGCCUACUUGUACUGCUAUAAAUAUCAAAUCACUGUGAUAAAUGAAAAUAAAGAAUUUUGGUAAUACAAGUGCAGUGUA
Molecule: messenger RNA, 4706 nt
Organism: Acanthaster planci (crown-of-thorns starfish)
Lineage: Eukaryota; Metazoa; Echinodermata; Asteroidea; Valvatida; Acanthasteridae
Gene: rab7a
Product: RAB7A, member RAS oncogene family
Biological process (GO): phagosome-lysosome fusion; endosome to lysosome transport
Cellular component (GO): late endosome; phagocytic vesicle; lysosome
Molecular function (GO): GTP binding; GTPase activity
Source: RefSeq, a predicted model, not a curated record